CAAGUUGUUGGUUGAAGGAAUUUUAGGAAUUUUAAGAAAGAAAGGGAUGCGCGCGGGUUCGAGAUUGAGAAUCAUGUUACCUAGUACUGGUGGUCUCUUCUUUUUCUUUUUCUUUUUCUUUUCCUUUCCCUUUCCCUUUCCCUUUUCUUGCAUCUCUGAAUUGCAGUACGCGCGGUAUGUACGUCACGUACACUUUUCGAAAACACACUUACCUAGUACUCCGUAAAUAGGAGAUCGUCGAUGAACCAUAAAAUUCUCUCGAAGAGUACGAGGAAAACAUUACAAAAACAAUAUGAGACACAGCAGAUUUGCGACCCUUGCAUGAAGACGUCGCUUGGGGCCAAGCCAAUGCUUUUUCUCGUAGGAUUUCUGGAUUCUCACAGGAUUCUCUUCUCCCAGGAUCAACAACUUCAAUUUGGGAUUCACUUAAUCGCACUCCCAUUCUCUUUCCUCUGAUCUUUGCUCGAAAUAUGAGUGCGCCAUAAUGCUUUACUCUCUCUUUAUUUCGGUGCUUCUGCCCAUCACAUUCGCUCAAUAUCCACCUAUUUCAAACCUUACUAGAAUAACUUCCCCAGUCGAUGGAAACAUCACCAUUUCUUAUAAAACACCACCAACAGGCACCUGCCAAACCGUCUUCGAUUCUCAAGAACAAUAUACAGGUUGGGUUAAUAUACCGGGAAGCUAUGCGACAAAUACAUUCUUUUGGUUUAUCUCUGCGAGGGAUCCUACAGAUCAACUUACUAUAUGGUUAAAUGGUGGGCCAGGCUCCAGCUCGAUGAUUGGACUUUUCAACGAAAAUGGUCCUUGUGAGGUUAUCAAUGUAGCCCAGGGGAAAUUUGCGACGGAAGCUAGGGAUUGGGGUUGGGACAGAGCGUCCAACAUGUUGUAUAUUGAUCAGGUAUGCAGCAUUUUGAGUUUGUCUCUGUAUCUUUUAAUCAAUUUGACGCGCAUAUCUCGAGGAUUUCUUGUGCCAGUCGAGAUAUCUGGAGUUGAUUGAAGCGCGAAGCCAUUAGUUACACUCUGAUAGCUAUGGUACGCUCUGAACUGCCUAUGAAAGCAUUGAUUAAACAUGGUUGUUCUAUUAUUAUUUCAUGCAUUCGCUACAUCUAGUUCUCUAAGCUGACGUACACACCUGCAGCCAAAUCAAGUCGGAUUUUCAUACGAUACGCCUACUAAUUGCUCCGUCGAUCUUCUUACAACAGAUCUCUAUACUCCACAGCAAACCCUUCCGAAGUCGCAGCCCGCGGAUACUUUUUUAAAUGGAACAUUCAGCUCUUUGAAUGUGAAUAAUACAGCCAAUACUACGCAGUUAGCGGGAAUGGCUAUAUGGCACAUGCUUCAAGGAUUUCUUGGAGCAUUUCCACAGUAUGCUCCAAAUAAUAAAUCUGCUAUGAAUAUUCAUUUGUUCGCGGAGAGUUAUGGUGGAAAGUAUGGACCAGCUUUUGCGACCCUCUGGGAAGAGCAGAAUGCAAAGCGCGCGAACGGCACCAUAUCGCAAAGCAAAACCAUUGAUAUUAAACUCAAAUCACUUGGAAUAAUUAAUGGUUGUGUGGAUGACCUAAUUCAAGCUCCUUACUAUCCCGACUUUGCAGUCAAUAAUACCUUCGGUCUCAGUGCCAUCAAUCCAACAAGGGCGAAACUGGCGACUGCAAACUUCUAUGCUUCUGGUGGCUGCAAGGAUUUGAUCACUCAAUGUCGAACCGCCGUGGAAAGCCAGGAUCCCACAAAUAAGGGGAAUGUUUCAAAUGUUAACAGUGCUUGUUCCAAUGCGUAUAACAGUUGUGUAACGAAUGUGAUGGAACCAUACUAUGACGCUGGAAGGAGUGUUUAUGAUAUUUCUCAUAAUCUACCUGAUUCUUUUCCACCUAGCACAUACCUCGAAUACCUCAAUUCGGCCCAAUUUCAAUCUGCUAUUGGCUCACCAGUCAAUUACACCGAGACAAAUUUUCAAGUCGUUUCUGCUUUUACAUCCACUGGAGACUAUGAGCGCAAAUCUUACGUACCAGAAAUAGCUGCGCUUGUGAAAUCUGGGAUUCAUGUUGGAUUGAUGUAUGGGGACCGUGAUUACAUUUGCAAUUGGUUUGGUGGUGAAGCCAUAUCUUUGGCUGUUGCAAAACAGGCUUCUUCGGAAUAUGCCUUGAAGUUUCCAGCUGCUGGUUACGCUCCUAUCAUAACCAACACUUCUUAUAUUGGUGGUGUUGUCCGGCAGUUUGGAAAUCUCUCCUUCAGUCGCAUUUACGAUGCAGGUCACAGUAUCCCAGCCUACCAACCCGAGACCGCCUUCCAGGUCUUUGCCCGAAUCAUAAUGGGUACCUCGGUUUCAACGGGAGAAACGAUCGACUCGACUGUGUAUAAUACCACUGGUCCUCUCAAUGCCACCCAUACCACAAGUCUCCCAGCAUCCCCUACAAAUACAUGCUAUCUCCGCAGCAUCCCUGAAACAUGCACAGAAGAGGAGAGAGAUAUGAUUAUUGCCGGAAAGGGUGCGAUUAUCGAUGGAGUACUUUAUAGUGAUUCCUCGGAUUACAGUGCCCCUACGAGUACAAUAACAGUAGCAAGCUCAGGGAGUGCUAGAACUGCAUCAGUCACGACUACUACAGAAAUCCUGACGGGUCUUUUUACCGCCACUGCGACACCAAGUCCUAGAAGAUCGUUUGCGGUUCCAGUGGCAAAAGUAGAUUUUACGGUUUUGGUAUCAUCUAUAUUUGGCGCAUUGGGACUUUCGUAUUCCUUCAUCUGAGCAUCAUAUAUAUGUACGUGGGGAUUAAUGUUUGACUUCUCUCCUCGUCCUUGUGAGACAACUACAGCAUACUGUACUUCUGGAAGAUUUACAAGCUAAACCGAACCUGAAUUACAUGGUAAUCAUAAUCGGUAUUAGAUCAGCAUCGGCAGCGGGCAUGGAUAUUGGGAAGAGGGAAGAGGAUACCAAAUUCGCGUCUUAACUCAGCGGCGCAACAGUCACGUUGCAUCCCCAUGUCAUCACAUUGGCCACUGAAGAAAAUAUUUCGCCCAACCAACUACCUUAAAUAGCGUUAUGGUAGUCGACGGAAAUUUCCACUUCUACGCUCCCACUUCAUAAACAAUUAAUUGCAUUUAUGCAGCGUAAAGCCUAUACACAGAACGACACAGCAGAUGAAUUUACGAUACACCAGACUCUUAUCUCUUGCGGGGGUCUCUAUCCAAUACCUUGAGAAAUACUACACCGCAUGAGUUAUACCUCGAGCAUAUUUUGUAAUAGCUGCUUGUUGAGGCGCUCACGGACUGGCUGUAUGAAUGAACGAAUGAAUGAAUAGGUAGACAGAUGAAUGAAGGCAUACAUGUAUGUAUGCAUAUAUACAAUAUACCCUUCCCUAGGUACCAUGCGUAUGUGUGUAUGUAUAUAUACAAACAUAUCAUAUAAUAAAUACUUUCAUCAAGGGAAAUUCCAAGCAGGCGCGUUUAAAUUUGUCAAUUUGUCUUGGUCUUGGGGAUUACUUGGCUAGGUAGUUUGGUUUGGUCUGGUUUGCUUCGGAAUGCUUCGGAAUGGAAUAGGAUUUAAUUCAAGGUUGAAGGUUGAUGAAUGCGAUUGAAGAAUAUAAAGGUGAUGAUGAUCAACUUAUCGAGGAAUAGGUACCUACCUACCUAAUAAGUAAUGGAUGGAUGGAUGGAUGGAUGGAUGGAUUCAAUAUUAGGUAUUUAGGUACCUAGGUAGGGGAUGAUAAUGAAAUGAAAUAGAAUGAAAUGAAGUGCAUAUGAAAA
Molecule: messenger RNA, 3738 nt
Organism: Sclerotinia trifoliorum
Lineage: Eukaryota; Fungi; Ascomycota; Leotiomycetes; Helotiales; Sclerotiniaceae
Source: the annotation of a GenBank genome assembly